AAACAAUAAGUGAUAUCCUUUCAUCUUUUGCUGGGGGAACAGUAAUUUAGCUGGUUAAUAAGUUUCAUACCAAGCAUUGAUGCAGAGCAAGAAGAGAUGGCCUAUUGUAAUUUGGGAGCGUGUUGCGUGGUUAUAUGAAAUGAAUAAAUAAGGCCUAUUUCUUAUCUCGACUUCAGAGUAACAAGUAUGAAAGCCUCAGUCAUUUCUGUAGCUGUUUAUAGUCUCUCUCCGCCCUGCUGAAAACACUCAGUAAGCGUAAAUACGCGUAGCCCCCCUCAAAGUGUCUGUGUUUCUCAGCUCUACUGCUUGCUGCUAAUAUUUUUUUGUUGCUGGAUAAAAACCUCUUAUUAAUUAUGACUUCUUGUUUAGCGCCUGGAAAUUGGAAAAACAAUAUACUAGUUCUGGUUUCUUUCCUUCUUUGGGUGUAGAUUGGGUGUUUGACUCUUGCACUCCCCUGUUAGGGCUGUAGCAGGGAGAUAAAGGGAUAAUCUCACAAACCUUAUAUUUUUGCUGUCCAGAGUUAAGCGUUAAAUAAACAUUUGUUUAAAAUGCAACUUGAAAUGCUGGAUGGAAAUUGGAAGACCCUGAACUCUCAUCAGACCUGUUGUCUUUAGUUAACAUGUACAUUUUAAUUCGCUGUAUGUUUUGAUUUCCACGUAAUUGAACUCUAAAUAGUGAUUUUUUUUUUUUCCCCUCUGCUUGAAUUAUCAACUAUAAAAGUAAAUGCAACUGGGUGGAUUGCUCUUGAAUGCAGUGCUAGCUUUUCAAUAAAGGAGUACACUUAAAGGGAGUACUGAUCUCAGUACUAUCUGUAUCGAAAAAGGUUUACCAUGCAGCAGAAUAUGAUAGUUGUCCCAUCUUUGGAAAUAUUCUAGGGUGAAAGGCUAGAAUACUGCUAAUAAACAAGGACCUGGCUUGUGUUUUCAAGGGAGUUCUCGGACUGUGCUAGGGAUACAGGCAGUUCUCCUGUGGUAGAAUGAUGCUUUGCAUUAAGAGGAAUCACAAGUCUGGUUUACAUUGGUGAAAUAUUUGUUAAUAUCUCCCAGAGUACUUCUUUAACUGAUAAUUAAAGCCACAAGACCAAAGAUCAAAUGAUAACCAGUGCAAUACACGAAAAGGAUUCUACUUUUUCUUAAAUUGUUAAAGCGAAGCUCCUUAAAAAGUAAUAAUAAUAAACAAAGAACAAGACCAAAAAUUUGUUUAAGAAAAUACUGGAGUAACUUGCAGUCAUGGUUCAUGUGGUGGUUUUUAACCAUUUUUAGUUUUCUGUAGCUGGCUUUUCACCAGUGAUGCUUAUGGAGUCUGAGUCAUGGAAAAGAUGAGCUGCUUUGGGCAUGGAAAAGAUGUCUAGUCAGUAUGUGAUGGCAAAGUUGUUAGUGUUGGCAGUGGUUUUAUUUUUCUUAAAAUAUCCUUAUUUGGACAGCAGUGACUAUGAGCAAUAACAAUUUUCUUAAAUGGAACUGGCCUCUGCUGCCACAUAGAGUGAUUCUCUACUGACAAUGAAUGAAGCUUGGUUUUACUCUUGGCAAUGUGGUUGGGAUGUAUCUGGCUCAGAACUACGAUAUUCCUAACAUUGCAAAGAAGCUUGAAGAUUUUAAGAAGGAUGUGGAAGCUAAGAAGAAACCUCCCAGUGACAAGUCCUAAGACAGCAAUGUUACCCAGGUCACCUCUGUGCUUGCAUCAAGGAUGCAAUUUACCUUUCAGGCAACAAAGAUCAAGUAGAGGGUUGGCAUGGGAGGUUUUUCCACUUUUAGUCUCCUAGAACUGGAAUGUCCUUCUUUUGAAAGAGCAGCUGUGAACUUUUCCUGGGGCUGAUUUUCAAGGGUUUCAGAAUUUGGAUUUGCAGCUGAUAUGUGACUGGUUAAGAUCGUUUGUAUUUUUUGUUAUUCCUUUUCGUAAUAUUUUGUAACCCAUUUUUACCUGAUCCAACUGGAGUCCUGUUACCCCUGUUACCAUGUGUACCUCACACUUUUAAUACCCUAGUCCUUAGAACAUUGCAAAAGAAAUUAAAUGCAUCAAGAAGUAACUUUUCAGGGUUUCUUGUCAUUUAUUGUGAGCAGCAGUGCUUCACUGUCCAUAAGAUCUGCAUUGAAAUUGGAGAUGGGAAAGUUCAUUUGUCAAACUAUGAAUCUGGGGGGGGAGGAGGGGAGCUCCUGCUUUUUCUAUUAUGAUAAAUGAUCACUUUCAGCAGUGUAGGCUUUGCACAAAUAAUGGCUGAUUUCAUAAAGUGGAAAAGACCAUCAACUUUAAACUAAGUUUCAAAUUAAUUUUUUCUUCUAUAUCUUCUUCUUUCCUUUCUACUUGGUUGCUUGAGGAUGUCUCUGGAGUGAUGGGGAGGAUAGGAGAGGGAAGAGUUAUCUUCCAUAAGUGGUAAUCAGGGCAUGUGGAAGUCAUCAGUUAUGUUGUGAAUCCAAACCAUUUGCUUAAUGGUCCCAUUUGUGUAAUAGGUCUAAGCGUGCUUUUUUACUGCCUCUUGGUGUGGAACAAGGACUAGAGCUCAGUAUUUCUAUCAAAUGUGUCUGGUAUUCCCAUUACGUCCUCAUUCCUGUACAUGGUCUUCAGCCCAUUGCCUUUGUAUUUGGUUCGGUUGUCUACCACGUAUUUUCUUAGGAUUAGAAUCAUUUAUCUGUUGUCCCCCUUAUUGUUUGUCUGGUAUGCUCUUCUUCACCCUUUGCUGCCACUAAAAACCCUGGUGUGUGAGAAAAUACAUGUCAUAUUGUAGCACUGUCCUCUUCUGUUUGAACAAAAGCAAAGUCUGCAUUUGGAAACCAUAGUUUUGCACAAAUUUUGUUCUGAACUCUGAAGAAAAUAUUUCAGUAAUUUGAAUAGAUGCAAAUUUUAUUAAUUCAACAAUUUAUCUUUUUUUUUUUUUUCUGUAAAAUAGAAGAGUCCUAUCAACUCUGUAAAGUGGCUUAAAUCACUGAGUCCCCCUUGGCAAUCUUUUGCAGGACGUGAAGGACAGAGAAAAGCACCAGAAAGAUAUUCUCCUUGCUAUUAUUAACAAUGCCUGGUGAUGAACUGCUAUGGACAAGUAGGAGGAACAAGCACAGAGAAUGACCUCCUCCAGUCUUUCAGGCUCUUGAUUUAAGCAUACCUAGAGUGCUUCUCCAUUAGUGUUUUAGUUAGGAUAAGGGUUGUGCCUUCAAAGUGAAUUGUCCUUUUACCAUGUUUUCAUUCUCACCAUGGGAAAACUAUAGAGCAUGUAGACAGGAUUCCUUUCAGAAAAGACUAAACAAGAAGAUGUGCUUUGAUCUUUAAUGGGUGUUUAGUCCAUGAGACAGGCCUAGAGACAUUUGGAGGGAAAAUAUCCCAAUCUUUGGGCACUAACUGUUUUGCUCUGUAGACCCAGUGGACUGUGCUGUUUGAGCCAAACAUUGCAUGAAAGCUUUUAAAUACAGGACUCCCCAUGUGCCAGUAUGCCUAUGUGCCUCUUAUAUUGUGGAGCCCAGAGUUGGACAUAGCAGUUCAGAUGUGUUUCACCAGGGCUAAGAAGAGGGGCAGGAUCACCUCCUCCCUCAGCCUGUAGAGGAUGCUCUGCCUAAUGCAGCUCAGGGUGCUGUUGCCCCUCUUCGCCUCAAGGGCAUGUUGCUGACUCAUGUUUAACUUGACUACCAGGACCCCCAGGUCCUUUUCUACAAAGCUGCUUUCAAGCUAGUCAGUUCCAGCUUGCACUGGUAUGUGGGAUUAUUCCUCCCCAAAUACGGGACUUUGCAUCUCCUUUUGUUGAACUUCAUGAGAUUCUCAACGGUCCAUUUCUCCUGCCUGUGAAGGUCCUUCUGACUGACAGCACAGCUAUCUUGUGCAUCAACCACUCCUUCCAAUUUCGUAUUGUCUGCAAACUUGCCAAGGGUGCACUCUAUUCUAUUGUCCAGCCGUUAAUAAAUAUGCUGAUGUUCAAUAAUUCAAUAUUGGCUCUGGUAUUUUCCCCUGGGGUACACCACCAGAGACUGGCCUCCAGCUGGACUUUGUGGUGCUGACCACAACCCUUUAAGUCCAGCACUUCAGCCAGUUUUUGAUCCACUUUACCACUUACUUAGUCCAUGCUUCCUCAAUUUGUCUGUGAGGCUGUUGUGGAAGGCUAUGUCAAAAGCCUUACCAAACAACCUACAUUGCUCUCCCCUUAUCCUCCAAGCUAGUAAUUUUGUUGUGCAAAUGCCAGACUGGUCAGGCAUCAUUUCCCCUUCAUUAAUUCAUGCUGAUUACUCCAAAUCACUUUCUUGUCCUUCGUAUGUUUGGAAACCACUUCCAGGAGGAUUUGCUCCAUCACCUUUCCAAGGAUUGAUGUGUGACUGACCAGCCUGUAGCUCCCCAAAUCUUUCUCUUGAAGAUAGGAGUGACAUUUGCUUUCUUCCAGUCCUCAGGGGUAUCCCUGGAUCACUGUAACCUUUCAAAGGCAAUAGAGUGGCCUCACAAUAAUAUCGGCCAGCUCUCUCAGCUAUUCUUUAGUUUUCCUUCUGCAGCUGGUGUGCCUAUAGAGGCCCUUGGCUCCUGAUUUUGUAACAAGAAGGGCCUCUAUAGGCCUCCCAGGCUGGCCAGGGCCAUUAAGGCACUCAGGGACCUGGCAUUGUCUUUCCUAACCCCAUCUGAGUCAGUUAAAUCACUAGUACCUCCAGCCACCUUCUGUAAAAAUGGGUUAUUACUCAAGUGCAGGGAAAAGUGUAAUGAAGCCAACUCUUUAUGUUUUUACAUUAGGUAGCAUCAUCUAUAUCAGAAAGUUUUAUUAUGAAUUCAGGUAAAGGUAUAUGACUCCUGUUAAUAUAGAGUAUGACUCUUCACAGUGAUUUGGUGAUCUGGCAGCCCAGGACAUUUCUCAGUGGUGAUGCUACGGGGAGUUGUGGUGUCACUCAAAAAACAUACGGCCUUUGUGAAGGCAGGAUUUUUCCACUGUGGUUCUCCUUUGUGGUUUGCCUUUGUCCUGUGGUGCUGGCAGCUGUGUGCACCACCAGCUGUUGCAACUCCUCUAUGCGUGCUUUCUUGGAGAGAUUUGUUAUGCAUGCUGAGCAUCUGGAAAUGUCCUUUGAAGGGCCCAGGCUACUGUUGGUCCACAUUACAGAUGACCCUUAGAUUACUGGUGAAAUUGAAAUGUUGCAAAGGAAGAAAUUAGAACUUUCAAAAUUAAUAAGGUGCUGGCUUCAUAAGCCUAGAUUAUACUUGUGUUUGCAGAAACAUAAUUGUGAAUUGGUAUUUGUAUGUAAAAAUCAAUAUCAGCUGUAUGUGAUGUAGAAUUAUUUUGAAUAUUAGGAAGUGAUGGUGGAUAUUGGAGUGCAUAUGUUACUGGCAAUCUCUAUAGAGAAAUUUCCUGUACAGCUCUUUUUAUUUUUGCCUCAGAGAGACAAGAAGGAGAUACUUAGUUCUAUUUGUUACACUUCUCAGUGGUAUAUGCUAACCUUUACUUUACAAAGUCCCAAGCCAAGGUCAUCUUUAUUGAAUUUGUACUGAGAUAAAAUAGCUAUGGAGGUUAUUUGCUUUUUCACCUGAAACACGUUAAUCGCAGAUGGCCAAAUUUACUUUCUUUCUGCCAAAGUCUUUAAUACAUCUGGAAAAUACCUAAAUAACCCAUUCCUGUAAAUCACCAACUCAAACCAUAAAUUCACUAGUAACUUUCCUACCCUGUGAGCCCAAAUGCUGGGGUGGAACAAAAUGUUGGUUUUCUGUGUGGAAACAGAGAUUCUGCAACCUUUUCAUCACACUGAUUAGAGCCCUUCUCUGACAACUGCACCUUUGGGUUCAAAGAUGCAACUACCAAAGCAGUAAGAUACUAAUCAAUGUAUGAAAAAGAAUAUAAGGGCUUGUUUUAAAUUCUUUAAAUUCUUAAAUUAUUAUUCACAUUUUCUGCAAACCAGAGAGAACUGAACAACCUGUGUGCAAGUAUUAAGUACAGAUUAUCAUAGAAUCAUAGAAUAUCUCAAGUUGGAAGGGACCCAUAAGGAUCAUCAAGUCCAACUCCCUGUUCCUCUCAGGACUACCUAAAACUAAACCAUAUGACUAAGAGCAUCGUCCAGAUGGUCCUUGAACUCUGAUGCUCUGCUUUUUUUCCUGAGAAAUAAAACAUUACUCUGUCAGCUACAGAAUGAAGAAUUGUUCAGUGUAAAUCACCUCAGUUUACUUCAGUGAAAUUGCCUGGGUUUUAUGUCACUGUGAAAAAAAUAUACAUGUAACCGUAACAGGAUUCUAGUAAAAGGUAAUAUAAAACUGUAAGAUAAAAUAGUAUACUGCCACUAGUUAAUGUGAUUAUACUUUUUGGAUAGGAAUUUGAAAUUCUGGGCUGAAAGCAGAACUUUUGUUUUUAGGACCUGAUGUAUGUGUUUAAUGUUGAAAGCAUCUGGAAAUCACUUAAUUUGAAAUCAGACUUCUCUCCCCUCAGCUUUGGUUAUUGAUAGAGACAAGUCUGAAGUUGAGUGACAGUAUGCUAUAAAUUACUGGUGAAAAUUUCCUACUUCUUUGUCCACUUGCCAUUUAGUUUAAUUAAAAAAAAAAAAGCAGCAAUCAGCACCCAUUGCUGCCACACUGAGCCAUGCAGCUUGCCCAGUCCUAAGCUUGUUUGUCUGUUGCUAUUUUCCUUUGUGAUACUCAGAUUCUGCCCCUAAAUAUUUUCUCAUGUACUUUCUUAUGUCUUCAGUGAAGUGAAAGGAAUCAUACAUGUACAUCUAAGGGCAGAACCUGGCUGUGGUGCAUGCACUGACUGAUCUGAUAAGGAAAAAGGGCCAGCACAGCACGCUGCCUUCCUGCAAAUGCCUGGUGGGGCACGGCAGUGACAAGUGCCAGCAGCUGUGGACAUGGAAGUGAGCUGAGAGGACCAACACAGGAGGGAAGGCUGCUGGGGAAACUCCUUGCCUGAGUCCACUCCAAAUUUCUCUGUAGCAAUCUUGUGAGACACAAACUAUGCCAGAGACUCAUGGAAAUCUUUCUGAAAAAAAAUAUUGCUGGAGAAGCGCAAUGCAGCCCCAAGUAAUUUCCAUUUCCCUAGUGCUAUUGGUGGCCACCCUAUGUGAUUUGUGAGUAAUCCUAGAUCUCCCUAAAGCUGAUUGGCAUGCCAGCUGCUCGUCUCUCUUGCAAAUGAGAAUAUCCCGUGUUCAUAUCCCCUGGGAAAUGUAUGGGAUAGCAAGGCCUGAUGCGAGCUGAGCUGAGCUAAGAAAUAAGAAUUAGGGGGUGAAGAGUGAUUUGUUGCUGAGCAGCUAGGCAAUUUGAAGAUGGUGGUGGAUGAAGCGUGAAGUGAAAAGGAUUAGAAGACGAGUGCUCAGUAAAAGGCACAGAGCAACUAAAGCCUUGGGAAGAGCAAGCUGGAAAGAGUUUCUUGGCAGGGGAGAAUGACUGGGGACUGUGAACAGAGAUGUCCUGCUUGCUGUGCAUGGGGACAGGACCCUUGGUACUGCAGACACCCCCACCCACUGAGUUGCUUGUUCCUGGAGAAGGUUGCCCAUGUUGGUGGACAGGCGUUGCAGCCUCUCUCCUGCUUCAGCGGCUUUGGUGCUGGGUGCAGCUUGCUGGGGGACUGCAGCUCAUGGCGGGAGGGAGGACGGGGGCACCUCUGCUUUGAGCACUGUGUCGGGGUCUGCACCCAGCAGCAGCUGGGGAGCAGGAAGACACCCAGGGAUUGGAGCUGGAGUGAUGUAGAUGAUCUGGAUCCCAGAGGAAGGUGUCAGUUUUAUAUGCUGGGGUGCAGCAGAGCAGCAAGCUCAGGAUAGGGAGAACACAGGAACUGGGGAGGUGAGAAGGGUUGAAAAAGUGAGGCUGAGAUCUUCUUUCAUGGAUUAGGAGGGCAUGGGGAUGCACUGAGCUAUUGAUUCACAGAAACACUUUGUUUUCCAAAACCAAAUUUACAGGAAGUACUACGAAUAGAAGGUGUUUUGCUAAAGGAUGCUGCUUGCUGCUUUUGGUACAAGGGCUGAGAUGUGCUUUUGUGAUUUGCACGUUUUGCUUCCCCCUGCCUACCUAUGACCUCUUACUGUAUCAGUUUAUUUCCAAGGCAAGUCUGUGGGAUCCCUCUGUUUUGACACAAGCAGUAAACCAACACCUCCCGCUGUCUCAACACUACCUCCCUAAGGGCUUGGUGGGUUAUGUGGUGAAAUAUAUCCUGUUUGUAUUCUCACAGAGCACCAGAAUAUGCAGUAGUGAAUAAUUCAUUUUAUUGACAUUUUAUGCAUGCAGAAUAGGCAUUCACACUAACAUCUAGAGAGCCUAGAUUAUAAGUGGAAAGCAUAAAAAUUCAUUAGUGUAUAUAUGUAUAUAUAUAAAAAAAGAGUGUGAUUACAUGUGAUCCAAUCAUCCUAAUACACAGCUUAAAUGCACUGACAUUAAAGAAGAGAGAUGCUAGA
Egretta garzetta (little egret) is the source of this 8315-nucleotide messenger RNA. RefSeq names its product short transmembrane mitochondrial protein 1 (gene STMP1). The record is from RefSeq and is a predicted model, not a curated record. Bases 1504 to 1644 code for a protein of 46 amino acids. Lineage: Eukaryota; Metazoa; Chordata; Aves; Pelecaniformes; Ardeidae. The transcript is spliced from 3 exons.